Messenger RNA from Haplochromis burtoni (Burton's mouthbrooder), 6415 nucleotides. RefSeq names its product probable ribonuclease ZC3H12C. NCBI's taxonomy places the organism in Eukaryota, Metazoa, Chordata, Actinopteri, Cichliformes, Cichlidae. The coding region runs from base 2839 to 5730 and encodes 963 amino acids. The record is from RefSeq and is a predicted model, not a curated record. Gene Ontology annotation, molecular function: RNA endonuclease activity; mRNA binding; metal ion binding. The transcript is spliced from 6 exons. Gene Ontology annotation, cellular component: cytoplasmic ribonucleoprotein granule; nucleus.
UUUCAAAUAUAUAUCGUGAUAAAUAUUUUUGGCCAUAUCGCCCUGCUCUAAAUGCUAGAAUUCCUGCUUUCCCAUAAACGAUCCAGGUGCACUGUUCUGACUCUUCCUAUCUUAUUCAAAAACCAGUGCUGCAGUAGCUUUUCAGAUGGCAGGGAUCACCCACGUCCUUCAGGUUUCCUGGGUCAGUCUUUCCUUGCAUAUUGGGAACACCCCACUACACCUGCUGCUAAACUGAAUUUGGAUAAUGAAUGUUCACCUGCUCCCUAAUUUAUUGCCCCAAGUGCUGUUUUAACAACAUUUUUUAUUAUUAUUUUUUAAACAUUGGCCCUCUGCUUAAUCACUAAUAUGAGUCAUUAGUGUCACAUAAAUUUUGUGCUGCAGAAUAUCAGUAUUUUUUUUCUUUCGGUCACAUAAAUCACAACCGUAUUUUCAUUUCAUAUUUAACAUUUGUCUCCUGGAGUAAUUUAUUUAAUCAUUUAUGCUCGGUCUUGGCCGUUGUAAGUCGUUUUAAGAAAAAUGCUUAAAAGUUUCUGUGAAACCCAAACCACUGGCUGUCUCUAUUAGGUUGACAUGACUAGUGGACAUGCCUUGUCACCUCCCAUGGUAUUACAUAUCGACAGUGUUAUUUAUUUAUUUAUUUAUUUUGCUGUCAGUACUCUGUGUUGGUGACCAGAGGGGACAAAAAAAAAAAGAUCAAUAGUGACACUGAGACGUUUGAUUUUUUUUUUUCCCCUGGCUUGCUUUGGUGCCAUGCAGCACUCAUGUUACAGCAGUACCUGAUUAUGUGCAGUUAGACAAUGUCAGAGUCCCUGAGGAGCAACAAAAACAUGCAGUUGCUAUAGAGUCUGCAGAAAAUGGAGACAAAAGCUUCGGAUUUGGAGGUGAAGGAGCAACUGUGUGUGUCCACCUUACUUUUAUUUCAUCAUUUUAAUACACAGGGAUCAGCUGUGGGAUUUGAGUUGCGCUACUUGGCUCGAUGAAGAGUCAUUUGAUUCAAUUAAAAAAAAAAAAGUAUCCUAGAUAAACAGCUCACAUAUUAAGCUGCACCAUGUUCAUCUUUGGCAUAUUUGGCAUAUUAAUUUACACUGUUGUUAUAAGCAUCUGCUACUUUCACCUCUGUCCAGUCUGUGUGUCACUUUGGUCAGCUGGGUAUCCAUAUUCAAGUAGUCUGCAUGGUACUAGACUACAGUGUAUUGUUCUCUGCUCUUCAUUCUGCCUGUUUGAUAGAGGUGGGACUCAUCAGACACUGAUACAGUAUUAUUGGGAUUUUUUGCGAUAUUGAUAAGCUUUAUUGCGAUUUAUCACUUUUUCUCACAAAGUUAAACUUUGUCAAUAUUUCCUUUUUUAAAAAUUUAAAACAAUUAAAGGUAGCCAUUGAUUUGGUUUAAAAAAAAAAAAUUUAAUUCGUUAAUUUAAGAUUUGUAGAUACAUGGAGGUUUCUGUCUUAUUUACUACUACUAGUGUGUAUUAAGUAGCAGCUUUUUCAAGUUAAGUGUAUCCAGCGUUGGAUGGUUUUUCGGUUGAGAUGAGUUUGUUUGGCUAACGUUAUUUCGGGAUGGGCGUGUAUGAGAUAAGCUUUUUUUGUUGUUCAGUAUUUAAAUGUAGGGUCUUUACCUUACAAUAUAAAGUGGCUUGAAGCAACUUGAUUGAAUUGUUGAAUUUGAUGCUAUAUAACUGAAAUUGAAAUACAUUUAUACCAGUGUACAAGAAAACGUAGGCAAGUUCUUGUCUCAUUUUGGGUGUUGAAGUAUGUUGCUUUUCUUUAACAAAUGGGAUCCUCUACACGUGCUACAUAAUCAUAUAAAAGACAAAAAGGCAAAGAUUUGUGCUCCUGAGUCAUCGGCCUUAAGUGUGCCACAACAAUGCUGAGCAGGUCCCCUCCUCAUACUCACUGGGACAUAAAACUUUUUGAUGUCUCUCGCCCCCCACACACUUGUCUUUUUUUCUCUUUCAGCGCAGCCACACUCUUCUCUUUCCUCUUGCACUCUCUUAAAGGCCACAGCAGUCUUUCAGCCAGCCUUCAGCUUUUCUUUCAGUUGAAACCCCUCCUGUCACCACCACCGCCACCCUCCCCACAGCUCGAGACAAAGAGAGGAGAGUGACUGUGGCGCUCUGUAGCCAGGUGUUCUCCAUUGCUGCCCGGGGCCGUAAUAGCACCAGGCCUCACACUGCAGCUGCCCUCCCCAGCCUCCCAUUGUGUAGCUCCAUUGUUCAGCCUCCCACCCCUCGUUGAUUCAUCGGCCACACAGGGGAAGCCCUUUCAGGCCGUGGAGUGUGUGAGUUAGCGUGCGUGUGUGUGUGCCGGUGCACGUCGAGUACGCGUGCCUUGGGGAAACUGGGUGUUGCAGACAUCUGCCCACAGCCACUCCCCUCCUCCCCCGCCUCUUGCCUCUGCACCUCAUUGUAGGGCUGCUGCUCCUCCGAUUGGUUAGAAGCAGCCACUCUAAACGAGGGAAUGGCUGACAUUGUUGGGUCCAUCUGUUCUGCCACUCAUUGUCCAACUUGCCUGCUUCUGCAGAGGGGGGAAAAAAAGCACACACAGCUCUGGAAGACAGUCGGACAGUGAGGACAGAGGUGUGAGGCUGGAGCUGGAUGCUCUAGAAGAAAGAAGAAAUCGAUCUUGGAUGUUGUUGCUGUUCGAACUUUGGGAUUGGUUCUUUCUCAGUUUCACCUGCAGCGUUUUUUAAUCGGCUUUUCAAGGAUUUAAAGAUGUUGAAAUGAGCUAAUCACAUUUCCUCUCUUCAUUGUUUGUUGCACUUUAUUGGUCUGGCACCAAUGAGUCAAGUUUUGUGAGUGGGCAGCAGUCAGCCCAGUGUGCUGGAUGUCUGUGACAGACCCAUGGGUCAGAAGGACCAUGUGGAGGCAGGUUCAGGCCAUAUCCUCGACCUGGGGCUGGAUUUGGAGUAUCUACACGUAGCGGGGGGUGACCGGCAGGCUGGCGGCGCUGACGGGCCCCCUGCUAUGGAGGAGCAGGGGGAGAGCACCGCUGGCUCCCCUCCAUUGACCGUCCUAGAGGAAAACAGUGGGUUCGACGCAGAGGGCGAGUCAGCGUUGACCUCCAGCUCCACCCUCGCUCCAGGUACCGACUCGGACGGAGGAGACGGAGGGUCGACUCACAGUAAGAACACCCACCAGCCCCUCUGCCGGACCCAGUGUGUGGACUUAGGCACCGAAGGCCCUCCCGAGCCCCCAUCUGAACUUCUAGCAGAGCUUGAAUGUGACGCCCAUGCCCAGUCCACACUCGGCUCCCCAUCCGAGCACCUGCCUGAACCUCCACCCAGUCUGUCUGCUUCAGAGCCUGGCUAUGAGGCUGGUGGGAAAGAGUACCAGGCUAAGCUCGAGUUUGCCCUCAAACUCGGCUACUCCGAGGAGACGGUGCGACUGGUGCUGUCUAAGCUCGGCCCUGACACCCUAAUCAAUGACAUACUGGGAGAGCUGGUCAAGCUGGGCACCAAGUCAGACAGUGAGCAGCCGGCUGGAUUAUUAGCCUCUACCUCAUCCUCUUCAUCUUCCUCAUCCUCCUGUGGAUGUUCUGAUUUGCUGGAAGGCCAGAGGCCAGACUCACCCUGUCAUUCAGACUCUUUGUGUGACCAGGACAACCUGCGGCCAGUCGUGAUAGAUGGCAGCAAUGUAGCCAUGAGCCAUGGCAACAAGGAAGUGUUUUCCUGUCAGGGCAUCCAGCUGGCUGUAGAUUGGUUCCUCGAGCGCGGCCAUCAAGACAUCACAGUUUUUGUGCCUGCGUGGCGGAAAGAGCAGUCCCGACCCGAUGCCCCUAUAACAGAUCAGGACAUCUUACGUCGCCUAGAGAAGGAAAAAAUCCUGGUGUUCACGCCUUCACGGCGUGUCCAAGGUCGACGCGUGGUCUGCUAUGACGACCGCUUCAUUGUCAAGCUGGCCUAUGAGUCAGACGGCAUUAUCGUCUCCAACGACAACUACAGAGACCUGGCUAACGAGAAGCCCGAGUGGAAGAAGUUCAUAGAUGAGAGGCUUCUCAUGUAUUCCUUUGUCAAUGAUAAAUUCAUGCCGCCAGAUGACCCUCUUGGUCGUCACGGCCCGAGCUUAGACAACUUCCUGAGAAAAAGGCCCGUCAUGCCUGAGCAGAAGAAGCAGCCUUGUCCAUACGGAAAGAAGUGUACUUACGGUCACAAAUGUAAGUACUACCACCCGGAGCGAGGCGCCCAACCACAGCGUGCCGUGGCUGAUGAGCUGCGUGCCAGCGCCAAGACUUGCGUCGUCUCAAAGAACCAGGGCGACGCCGGGCUGGUGAAGAGCCACAGCGUGCCAGCUGGCAGCAUCGACGCCAAGAAAGGCGCCCCGAAAAGGCAGUCGGACCCCAGCAUCCGAGCUCUGUCAUACAGCGAUGCCGAAGAGAAGCUGCUGGCCAAAGGGAGGCUGGAGGUGCAGAAGAAUACUGUGUGUGGCAGCAGCAGUAGCAGCUCCACUAGCGGUAGCUGCGGUGGGAGUGUAAGCAUGUCCCCGGCCCCAGGAGGCCCACCAUCCACUCUUGGCCUCCCACAAGAGCAGCAAGCGAGACCAGUGAUGCCUCAUGGUCACUUACCAGCCCCCAGCCAUGACCUUUACCCUCACUGUGAGUCUCCAGACUUAAGCUACUAUUCAGUAACACGUGCUUACACUGGUCUGAGUCUCUCCUCCAGACGGAGCCCAGACUGUCGCUUCCCCAAUGACACAGACCUGCGGCUGGGCUCAGCUGGCUCCGAGUGCAGCAGCGAAAGCAGCGUCAGUUGCGGCAGCAGCUGCGACUUGUACAGCGAGAGGCAGUGUCCCGGAUGCCCCCCGGACCCCUUACUGGAAGACGCUGUCCAUUUUCCUAAUCCCCACAGCCGACUGUACUCCCAUCAUGCCACAUCUAGCCAUGAACUUUGUGGCCUGCAUCCUGCCGAAUACACAAACAUUCAGCACAGCCACACGCCGAGCACAGGACUACACCCUUACCACCUGAGCGCCGCACGCGGGCAGAGCUGCGCUCAUGAUCCGCCUCCACUAGAGGCUCCCCCAAAGCGGCCCCUCUACCCCCUGCCCCCUCAUCUCCAGCACCAACCGCUGACCGCACGGUCCAGCUGCCCAGGCGACUACCACUCUCUGCCGCAGUCCAACCCCGCACCCCCUGGCUCACCCCUUGGCCGCUGCCUGGCCCCAACGCGAGCAGAAAGUGUGUCCGACUCACACCUGUACGAACACCUCUCCACAUCACACCAUCGCCACCGACCAAAAGCCCUGCCCAGCUGGGACAAGUACUACAGGCAGCAACCGCUGCCGCCGUCCAGAUACGAGCCGCCUACCUACCAAAGCCUGCCAGACACACGCCAGUCGUCCUGGCACACUCCUCCAUGGACACAAGACGGCUACGGCCAGCAUCACUCCUCUCACCCAGCUCUCCACCCAUCCCCAACUCAUUACCUCAGCCACCCACCGCCCCCAGCCCACUCUCCUUGCCCGCCUCAUCCAUCCAGCACCCCUCUCUCGCCGUACCCACCUCACAGCUCUCACCUUACCGUGCCGUCUCAUGCCCCUCCCUCCUACAUGUCACAGCACCCAGAAUCCCCUUCGCACAGUCGCUACGGCGAUACGAGGGAGAAAGUGUACAUAAACCUGUGCAACAUCUUCCCCUCAGAGCUGGUAAGCCGGGUUAUGGCCAGAAGCCCCCACAUCACAGACCCCCAGCAGCUGGCAGCUGCCAUCCUUGCAGAAAAAGCCCAAACAGGCUACUGAGGAGGGAAGGUAAAGACGAGCUAAGUAACUGCUUCGCAUAGCAACACUGGUAAAUGGACUGGUACUUGCAGUGCGCCUUUCUACUCAGUUUAAGCACUCAAAGUGCUUUCUCACUCCCUCAGACUUCUGAUUGGUAGACGACCUGCUCUACCACCUGAAACACAGCCGUCUUCACACUGCCGGGAUUACACUUUCAGAUUGUCUGUGAGGAGAGCAGUUUUUCAUUUCUUAUAUUAAUAAUCGAACAAUGCAAAAGUCUCCAGGACAUAAAAAGCUGAAGAUAAUCCAAAUCCAGGUCUGGUCACUGUGCAGCAACAACUUUUACCAGGUGUGGAAAGAGAGCGAGACACUGGACGAAGUCUGUGAUUUUGACUUAACCUGCGACAAAUGGAGAUUUGUUCUAGACCCCGCCCCCCAGCUGUUGUUUUUAUUUGUACUGUAGCUUUGCAUACAGGACGUUUAUACAAGGGCACCUUUGGUUUUACACCCAAACCAUAAUCUGGUGAGUUGGUUUCACAAAAAUACAUCGAAAAUGUGAUUGAAUUUAAGAGUUAUUUAUACAUAAACACACAUUAUGUGUAUUGUACACUGAGUCAAACGGAGCCACCACACGGACCAGGUCUUGUCCUGUGUCAACGGUCAUCGGGUACUCAGUUAUCACUCAGUGGUUUCAAACUUCUGUUUG